AUGGCAUGGGAUAUGCUGCCAAUCUCAGCUCUGUCGCAUCUUGAACUCGAAGAUGACAUUGAGUCGGUUUCCAGGAGGGGCUCAUUCUGUCUCGAUCUUAACAAAGUAGAAUACAUCACAUGGCCCCAAAAGUUUCAUCCAAAGCUGAGCUUUCAGGAUCUGCGCAGUCACUUCAUGGAUCGCCGUUCUUCAUACGCCUCGCUACUUUCCACUGGUUAUGGAUCGGUGUGGUCUCUAACUAACUCCCAUUCCUAA
Molecule: messenger RNA, 255 nt
Organism: Strongylus vulgaris
Lineage: Eukaryota; Metazoa; Nematoda; Chromadorea; Rhabditida; Strongylidae
Source: the annotation of a GenBank genome assembly